Saccostrea cuccullata (small rock oyster) is the source of this 1823-nucleotide messenger RNA. RefSeq lists its product as uncharacterized. Bases 1 to 1731 code for a protein of 576 amino acids. The record is from RefSeq and is a predicted model, not a curated record. The transcript is spliced from 16 exons. NCBI's taxonomy places the organism in Eukaryota, Metazoa, Mollusca, Bivalvia, Ostreida, Ostreidae.
AUGCAAUUAUCUUAUGCAGUUCAUAAAACAAGGUUCAUAGAUAGACAUAUUCCUAUUUACAAGAAGAUUCACAUUCCUAUCAUUAAAAAAAUCCCAAUCAUCCGGACUGUGAUAGUGAGAGAAAAAGUUCCUAAGCCAGUCCCAGUCCAUAAGGAAAUCAUCAGAACGAUCACUAAAAAGGUGAAGGUUCCAGUUAUUAAACGAGUUCCCUUUCCUAAGCCGGUACCGGUGAUAUACGAGGUUCCAGUGGAUCGACCAUUUCCAGUAGAAAAGCGCGUGGUUGUGGAAAAACCCGUCCCCGUUACAAAAGAAGUUUCAGUUCCUGCUCCUUUCCCAGUGUUUCCAAAAGAAAAGGUAGAGAAACCCAAAGACGGCGGUACUAUUAUUAUCGAUGCCGGUGGAAAAGGAGGAGGCAAAAUUGGCGGUGGAAUCGACAAGGGAAUAGGGGACAGAUUUGCAGGGAAAGGGGUCGAUGUCCCAGUUGAUAUCCCAGUCUUCCCAAUAGGUGGAGGGGGAGGGGGAAUAAAUCCUGGUUUCAAUCGCCCAGUUGGUGGAGGUGGAGGGAGAAUAGACCCUGGCUUCAAUCGACCAAUCGGCGGAGGGGGGAUUGAUCAAGGCCUCAUUCCUAUUGGUGGAGGUGGAGGGGGAAUCGAUCCUGGUUUCAAUCGUCCAAUAGGAGGGGGAGGUAUUGACCAAGGUCUCGUCCCAAUCGGUGGAGGGGGAGGGGGAAUAGAUCCUGGCUUCAAUCGACCAAUCGGCGGAGGGGGAAUUGAUCAAGGACUUGUCCCAAUCGGUGGAGGUGGAAUAGACCCUGGCUUCAAUCGACCAAUCGGUGGAGGAGGAAUUGAUCAAGGCCUCGUUCCUAUUGGUGGAGUUGGAAUAGACCCUGGCUUCAAUCGUCCAAUCGGCGGAGGAGGAAUUGAUCAAGGCCUCGUUCCUAUUGGUGGAGGUGGAGGAGGGAUAGACCCUGGUUUCAAUCGACCAAUCGGCGGUGGGGGAAUUGAUCAAGGUCUCGUCCCUAUUGGUGGAGGUGGAGGAGGGAUAGACCCUGGUUUCAAUCGACCAAUAGGAGGGGGAGGUAUUGACCAAGGUCUCGUCCCAAUCGGUGGAGGGGGAGGGGGAAUAGAUCCCGGUUUUAAUCAACCUGGCUUUAAUCCACCAAUCAUUGCUGUUGAUCAACUUCCAAGUGGAGGGGUUAAUGCAGGUCUUAAUCGUCCAAUCUCAGUCGAUCCACUUAUUGAUACCGGUCUUAUAGGGGAUACGUCCAUUGGUGGCGGCGUCAAUCCAGGUCUUGGACUUGGAGGGUCCGUUAAUGGCGGUUUUAUAGAAAGCGGAUUUGGUUUAGGUGUCGAACCAAACUUCGAUCGUACUUUCGAAAAUGGAUUCAACAGUCUCGACAAUUCAUUCGGAGGAUUUGAUAACAACGAUUUUCCUGUCUACGAGGCUAGGCUAAACGCCAUAGCCCAAGGGCAAGGUGCAAUUCUUCCGGGUGGAGCCAUUGGGCAGGGAAUUUCGGCUACCGACGUAGGGUUACCAGCAAGUGCACAAAGUUUCGGAUUAGGCCUGGAUGGAUCAGGUUUUGAAAGCGGAAGGGACAGUUUGCUUGAUUCAAACCUUGAUCUUUCAUCAAACUUAGGAGGUGCUGCUCUCGGUCCAGCAGCUAUAGCACCGGCUGCCUUUACUACUGGUGGAUCAUUUAGUGAUAAUGGAGGAACUUUAAAAACAAUAUGAGAUCAAUGUAAUGUUGUAAAUUAGGAAGUGGGUGUGGCUAUAGAGAUGAAGACCACGUGAUCGGUCGGAAUUCGCCGCCCGGCAGACAUCAA